AUGGACGGAUAUCCGCUGGGAAGUCUCGACCACAAUGUACCGCUGCUCAUUUUCUCGGGUCUGACAUCGACAUCCUCCGAGAUCGAGCUCGACGCGAACCGAGGAGGGGAAGUGGCCCUCCUUCGCUCCGAUCUGCCCCCUCUGAACAGCAAAGAGGCAGAGCUCCUGGCGCAGCAUUUUGAGAAUGUAGACAAUGAAGGACAAUCAUGGAGAGCUGUUUCGCGAGAAGAGCCAUACCGGCUCCGUGUCAAGACCGUGGGACGCACCUACGCUCUGCCACCAAAGCGCGCCUCCCUUCCAAAAGAUGCCGAACCGACGAGACCGAACCCGAUACUACGCUCGCCAUUCUCACCUCUCAGCCCGUCGUCGACCUUGUAUCCGGAUGGGUUAAUGAAUGCACAGUGGAUACAAAAGCACCAGGAAGUAGUGCCGAGUGUCUUUGCCUGCUGUUACUGCCUAACAAACGAUCCGGCUUCUGCGACACUAGAAGAUAAUCGAAUCAAGACGGAUAUAAACAAGAUCAAAGCGGCACUGACAGAAAUUGGUCAUAAGACGCGACUGGCUGUCAUUUUUGUGCAGCGUGAAGGGGACGGCAGCUCGCCGUCCAUCACCGAUCAAAUCUCGGAGCGACUGGAAACUAUUCGGAAGGGCACAGCCAUGGACCCAAAAGCCAUCUUUUAUAUACACCCGCAAGAUUCGCCGACGGACCUGAAGCAGGUUGCUGACAGCAUCCUGGCUAGUCUUUACGGGACCGCUAUUGAAUACUAUAGAGACCUCGGUCGCCAUGCGCGGAAGAAGCGAUCCCGCGGCAUCGUACCACAGCCAACAGUUCCGCCGACAUCCGGCACAUCCCAAACUCUCUCCAUGCCUGACUGGAAUUUCCGAUACGAUUUCAAAACCGCCAUCUUUUCGGAAUUCAGGCAAGAGUUUGACCCUGCUAUCCGAUCAUUCGAGCAGUCAUAUGAGAUCCUUCUAGGCCAGGAUGUCAUGGACACGAUACCAAGUUGGAGUCCUCGCUGGAACGAGGCACGAUUGCUUGCCGAUAUUAUCUCAAUACGCUGCCUGCGCCUGCAUCUCUGGAUGAACCAGCCGAGUCUGGCCGUGCGCCGCUGGCAGGCACAUCGGGAUCGCAUUGGUGACUUGGUCGAUCGCAGAGGAAAAGGAACGAACAACUACGGCUGGCAGGCUUGGGAAGCGCGCUGGGCUCUAGCCAUGGCUCAGCUCACAGAAAGGGUGGAGCUGCCAGGCCUUGCGCCCUCAAGUAUGAACCUCUAUCUGCAGCCCGAAAAAGCUGUUCUUGGCGAGCGGCUACAUCCUUGGGAGCUUCUGCACCACACGGGCUACUGGUAUCGCAUCGCCGCCCGCCACAUUAGCGCACGUCGAACUCUUGCGCUCAUGAUACCAGAGGAGGAUCGUGCGCCUCCGGACGAGUCAAAGACAAAAGACUCGCAGCAUUACGACACAUACCUAUGCCCGCCACCUUAUAAGGAGAACCCUAUACAAGGGGAUGGGGUAAACCAUGCGCAGUUGAUGAUUGACUGUUUAAUAGCGGCUCGCACUCAAUUUCAAGGGCGAAAACAGCUGCGCUUAGCUGCCGAACUGUCUCUUGAGUGCGCCCGCGAAAUGGCAAAGCUAGAAGAUUGGCAAGAUGUACUGGCAAUGUUGCGACCUCUCUGGGAAGACUUGUCGUUUCGUAGUGAAAACUGGGUGGAUAUUUCAGAAGAACUGUGCUGGCUCAUGCGUCAGGCUGCCGUUGCUUCUGGUCGCGGCGAGCUUGUGGUCGCCAUCGACUGGGAACUUAUCAACAAAAAGUUCACAAAACGUCCUCACUGGCAUUACGACCUCAGCAAAUGCCUUGAUGGCAUGAAACUAGAAGUAAAGCCUUCCGUAGAUGUUUCUGACGGAUCGGCAACUGGCUUUAUUUCGACUUCGUUUGUAUUUCGGAACAAGGAGAGUAGGGCAGGGGACUUUUGCCAAGCUCAACUGUCUCUAGCGUCCAAUGCCAUGCCUGGCUCCGCGCCUGUUACGCUGUCGAAUGUACGAGUCGAGUUCGAGGGCAGCUUGAAACCGAUAACGUUGGAGCAUGCGCCGUCAGACGAGAAAGGCGCGGGUUGCCCAGUAUCGAUUCGCCUGGUGACAUUGGACGAAGAAUUCCUCGACGACUCCAACGACGAUUUACCGACAAAGCUGAACGGCAGCUGCGACUUGACCCUGCAAGCGGGACAGCGCGUCGUCAUUGAGAUGGCGAUUCCGCUGAGAGAGGCGGGCGACGUUGAGCCGUCGACAGUCACGCUCAACAUGAACACCAAAACAUUCGACUUGACCUCGAACUUGCCAUUUCGAGACACGGAUGCAGCUGUCGGAUGGUUCAUCCCUGGCUCGAGCAAGCCCCGCAAGGUCCGAGCCGAUUCCAGAAUGUUGACUAUUCAACCGCGGCCACCAAAGCUGGAUAUCAAAAUUGCUCGACAGUUGCAGCAAUACUAUGCAAACGAGCCAAUCGCAUUGAAUGUUGUGCUAGAAAACAACGAGGACGAGGCGGCCACGACGAAGCUAGACAUUCACGUGCUUGGGAAAUUGAUACCAAAACUUCACGUUGGAGCGGGUGGCAAAGAUUAUGCCACCGAGACCCGAGUCGAAGAAGAGGCUGAGCUUACUGGUAUCAACCUGGGCAAGAUCGAAAGUUCAGCAUCACAAGAGAUUGUCCUCGGAAUCGAACCGAUCGAUGGCCCCAUGACAUAUGAGCUACAAUUAAGAGCAACUUACCAUUUGGAGACGGAUUCCGCUACGCCUAUCAUACAAGUGUCCACAGUACAACUAAACUUGGUGAACGCGUUUGAAGCAAAUUACGAUCUUGUGCCGAGACUGCACCCUGAUCCAUGGCCCAGCCUCUUCGACCCAGAAGGCUUAGACGAUAUUCAUGAGGAGGACGGGAAGCAGCGGAGGCCUAUCGGGCUCAUUCAGCGAUGGUGUCUCUUGUCGCAUUACGCCUCGUUUGCACAAGAGGAUGUUCGGGUCCUGGAUACGGAGGUAGAGGUGACGGAAACCGUUGGCAGCGCACGAUCUGUUGUGCGCAAGAUGACAGAGAUUACAGAGCCCGAUGGUCUUUUGGUCGAACCAAAGACGAUGCAUGAAGCGCAGUUUGAAAUUGAGGCGCAGAAAAUGCAACUGGAAGACCGAAGCCCUGUUUCAAUUGAUCUGGCGUUCAAAAUCAAGUGGCGGCGAGCGGACGCGGCGCCCGAAAGUCCAGCAAAUACGACGACGCUGCCUGUCGGUCGCUACCUAGUACUAGGAUCAGAGCCGCGCGUGCUGGCCACCACUUUCCACGGAGAGCCCGACGAGACGAGCACGAUACAGCUCGAUAUUUCGAUUGAGAACCCGUCGAACCAUUUGCUCACGUUUGGGCUGACGAUGGACCCGAGCGACGAAUUUGCCUUUUCCGGGGCCAAGCAGACGACGCUGCACAUGCUGCCCAUGUCGCGGCGCACGGCCACGUACCGACUCUUGCCGUACCAGAGGGGCUGCUACAUCCGGCCCGGCCUGGUGGUGCGAGACAAGUACUUUCAAAAGGUGCUCCGGAUUAUACCCACAGAAGGCAUGAAGAUUGACAAAGACGGACUUUUGGUGUGGGUUCCGGGGCUGGAGGAGGGGGAGGAGGGUGAGGUCGGUGAGGAGGCGGCGCAGCUGUAG
Messenger RNA from Cordyceps militaris CM01, 3687 nucleotides. RefSeq lists its product as uncharacterized. The transcript is spliced from 3 exons. The record is from RefSeq and is a predicted model, not a curated record. Bases 1 to 3687 code for a protein of 1228 amino acids. Lineage: Eukaryota; Fungi; Ascomycota; Sordariomycetes; Hypocreales; Cordycipitaceae.